Messenger RNA from Cetraspora pellucida, 396 nucleotides. Lineage: Eukaryota; Fungi; Glomeromycota; Glomeromycetes; Diversisporales; Gigasporaceae. The record is from the annotation of a GenBank genome assembly.
AUGUCUGCUCAAAACAUCAAAACUCACAAAAGAAAUAAGAUCCAAACACAUUCCCAAUAUAGUUCCUGUACUGAACAAAACAGAAAAAAUAAAAAAGCCAAACAGCUUAGAAACAAAUCAUCUAAUGAAAGUGUUUUCUCUCUCUCUUUAACUAAAAAUGUUUUUUUAAAUAAAAAGAUAUCAGAAAAUGAUGAUAAUGAGUGUAAAGAUGGCUAUGUUAAAUUCUCUACAAUGGUAGAAAUUAAGAAAGAAUUUAUUAGUAAUGAAAUUCUAUCUUCAGAAUUUGAUUAUGAAGAAAAAUUUUGUAAUAUUGUUAAUACAUUGAUUGUAUCUCUUCAAAAAGAGUUAGGAUAUUAUUGGAAACUUAGAAAUCUAUAUAUUAACAAGAAAAAAUGA